Messenger RNA from Linderina pennispora, 1422 nucleotides. Its product is annotated as LuxS/MPP-like metallohydrolase. The record is from RefSeq and is a predicted model, not a curated record. Gene Ontology annotation, cellular component: mitochondrion. Gene Ontology annotation, molecular function: metal ion binding; metalloendopeptidase activity. NCBI's taxonomy places the organism in Eukaryota, Fungi, Kickxellomycota, Kickxellomycetes, Kickxellales, Kickxellaceae. The coding region runs from base 1 to 1422 and encodes 473 amino acids. The transcript has a single exon.
AUGCGGUACAAGUCGACCACCUUGCGGCAGACGGAGACGUCAAAGGACGGACACACAACGACCACGACGCUGGCCAACGGUCUGCGGAUCACGUCAGAGCACAACCCGGGGCACUUCACGGCGCUGGGCGUAUACGUGGACGCUGGGUCGCGCUACGAGGAUGGGGCGACGGCUGGCUACGCACACCUGAUGGAUCGGCUGGCGUUCCGCAACUCGGCGCAGUUUACCAGCAGCGCAGCGAUGGCGGCAAUAGAGAAGCUGGGCGGCAGCAUCAUGAGCUCGUCGACGCGCGAGUGCAUCAUGUACCAGGCAGCCGUGUUCCCGCAGGACGCCGGCCUGGCCAUGCAGCUGCUGGCAGACACGACUUUACGCCCGCGCGUGCUGCCCGAGGACAUUGAGGAACUGCAGGCCACAGUGCCCUGGGAGCUGCAGGAUGUGGCCAGCAAGCCCGAGAUGUUUUUGCCCGAGAAGCUCCACGAGACCGCCUUCCAAGCCGGCACCCUGGGCAAUCCGCUGCUGUGUCCGCCCAUGCAGCUGGCCCAGGCGACGCCCGAGCGCCUGGCCAAGUACCAUAGCAGAUGGUACCGCCCCGAGCGCAUGGUUGUGGCCGCCGUGGGUAUGGAGCACGAGGAGCUGGUGCGUCUGUGCGAUGCCAAUGGGUUCGCCGAUCUGCCACGCACCGAGCCGCAGCAGAAGCAGAAGGAGCCGUGGAUCGCCGUGCCCAAUGGCCAGGCGGUGUAUACGGGCGGUACGUGGUUUGAGUCCAAGCCCGACAUGGAGUUCACCCAGGUGUAUCUGGGCUUCCAGAGCGCCGGGAUCGCCGACGAGCAGCAGCUGUACGCGUAUGCCGUGCUGCAGAUGCUUCUGGGCGGCGGCGGGUCGUUCUCAGCGGGCGGGCCGGGCAAGGGCAUGUACUCGCGCCUGUACACGCGUGUGCUGAACCAGCACGCGUGGAUCGAGUCCUGCAUGGCCUUCCACCACUGCUACUCGGAUUCUGGUCUGUUUGGCAUCUCGGCGUCCUGCGGCCCGCGCAACGAGCAUGCGCUACUCGACGUCAUCGCCACUGAGAUUGAAGCUGUGGCGUCGGGCCGCACCACUAUGCGCCGUCCGUUCGCGUCGCAGGAGGGCGCGUCCAAGCUCGAGGUGCGUCGCGCCAAGAACCAGCUCAAGAGCAACCUGCUGAUGAACCUCGAGAGCCGCAUGGUGCAGCUCGAGGAUCUUGCGCGCCAGAUCCAGGUUGCGGGCAAGAAGAUCCCGGCUGGCGAAAUGGUUGAGCGCAUCGAGGCAAUUACCCCGAGGGACGUCGCCACGGCCGCUGCACGCUUGCUGGAGAGCCCGGCCACUCUGCUGGCCCAGGGCUUCGUCGACGGCAUCAAGCAGUUCUACCCGCAGGUCGCCCAGCACCACGGCAUCAAAAUCUGA